CUAACAAUGUUAUCAGUUACAAAAAGACCAAAUCGGAUCAUUAGCUCCCUUCAUCCACACCCUCUUACCCUACAACAGGGCAAAGCAUUUUGCUGCCAUGCUUGUUUGAUGGGAUACAGUGUGGUCCGAGACGGCUAUUGCUGCAAGGACUGCCGUUUCAACCUUGAUCUUAAAUGCGCUAAUAUAAGGCUCGCUAGUUACGAAUUAACCAAAGUAAGGCUGACCAUAGAAGAAGAAGAAGAAGAAGAAGAAGAAGAAGAGGGGGUUGAGUAUUUUAGCCACAGACAUCCAUUACAACUUUAUAAAAAAAUUCCUAAUGACCGUAUUAAAUGUUGCUUAUGUAGAACAUACUGCUCGGAUCACGCCUAUUGUUGCUUUGAAUGUUCCUUCUUUCUCCAUCCAUCAUGUUUCACGCGAAAGUUGCCACGAGAGAUCUGCUAUCCCUUUCAUCCAGUCCACUCUCUCACCCUGCAGGAUAAGGUUGUCGCAAAGAAAUGGUGGAGGAAUAGAUAUGACAUUUGCAAUGCCUGUGGCAAGGAUAGUAUUCGUUACCUCAUUUAUGCUUGUGACCAAUGCAGUUUUUGCUUGCACAUAGAUUGCAGUGAUGAGAUAACUCAUGCCAUAAAAUUUGAAGGCCACCCUCACCUCAUCUUUUUCAGGGACAAUAUAGAGAAAAAGAAACUUAAGUGCAGCUCUUGCAAAUCCCAUAUCUGUGAAUCAUAUGGGUUCACUUGUCUAUAUUGUGAUCUCAAUCUCCAUCUUACCUGUGGUCCCUUACCAUAUACUAUUACACAUAAAUGUCAUAUCAACCCCCUCGUCCUUACAAAUUCACCUGUUCAAGAGGAAGAAGAAGAAGAAGAGAGAAACAAAUUUUGUUGUAAUGCUUGUGAUGAAGAAAGAGAUCCACAAUUACCCGUUUAUUAUUCUGCAAAAUCUCGUUUUGUUGCUGAAAUCAAAUGCGUCUUCUCUAAGGUAAUAUCAUUACUAAAGGGAGAGUACGAAGAUGUGGAGUUAUGUAAUGUUCUUGGAUUGUCUGGUAAGUUGAUUGGCAGAAAUACAGAAAAAGAGAUGCUGCAAAAUAUAUUUGAACAACUCAAGCUAAAAUCAACCUUGUCUCGUUUUUUUGAAUCUUCAAGUCAAGAUGUGAUAAAGGAAUUAAGCUGUGUUUUCAUGGCUAUGAAAACACUCACCACUGAAGAGGAUGACCAUUAUGAAGAAAGUCGAUACUUGGAAGAUUUAUUGCUUCCUGACAUGGCUUACACACAAUUCAUGAAGUUUCUUGAUCGUGGCAGAGGGAUUCAUGAACCAUUGGAGACUCUAGAAGAAGUUGUCAAUGUUGGAGCUUACAUGGUUUCUCAGGUUGUCAAUGUUGGAGAUUACAUGGUUCCUAUGAGGUUGGCUCCUAUCCUUAAGCACUUGCUUUCCAAACACAAAGAUAUUAGUGCCAAGUCCACGUUAAGCCCAAUAGCAAAACUAUAUCUCAUUAACAUUUUAUGUGAGUGUAUAUAUAGCAUGACAAACACUAGGGUUGUGGAUAUCACAAAAGAUUUGCUUCUCAAGUGGUGGACAAUCUUCAAAAUGUUGCAAUUUGCAACAUUUGAAAUUCAAUUUGCCUUCGAUCAUUUGAAGAGAGUCGCUCAUGCUUACUUUGGUCUCUAUGUUAAAAAGCAAGUGGACAACGCUCUUGAUAACAUUGAUAGAGAUCUUGCAAAGCUGCAUAAAGAUACUGAGGCACUUGAAAAGAAACGUGGGUACAUAAAAUCUGGAAAAUCUACAAAAUCCAACAUAAUUGAGGAAUGCUUGAGAGAGGCUUCAGUUAUGAAGCAUAGUAGAGCAAGUAGUGGACUACUAAGGAUUUUACCAUAG
This is a messenger RNA of Quercus lobata, 1866 nucleotides long. RefSeq lists its product as uncharacterized. The record is from RefSeq and is a predicted model, not a curated record. The coding region runs from base 7 to 1866 and encodes 619 amino acids. NCBI's taxonomy places the organism in Eukaryota, Viridiplantae, Streptophyta, Magnoliopsida, Fagales, Fagaceae. The transcript is spliced from 2 exons.